GCCGAGCAGCGGCACAGUACCUUGGUACUCUCGCUCGCGCACGACACCUCGCCACUGCUCGGCCGGCGAUUCCGAGCAGGGGAAGGAAGAGGAUUCCGGCGAUGUCGAGCCAAGAGGCAUGCUGCGGGACCAUGUUCUGGGUGUACCUCAUGUCCUGCGCCGGGCUCGUCAUGUUCGCCGGCCUCAUGUCGGGCCUCACCCUCGGCCUCAUGUCCCUCAGCAUCGUCGACCUCGAGGUCCUCUCCAAGGCCGGGACACCGCAGGACCGCCGCAACGCCGCCAGGAUCAUGCCCGUCGUCAAGAACCAGCACCUGCUGCUCUGCACGCUCCUCAUCGGCAACUCGCUAGCCAUGGAGGCGCUCCCGAUUUUCCUGGACUCGCUCGUCCCUUCUUGGGGCGCCGUCCUCAUCUCCGUCACGCUCAUCCUUGCCUUCGGUGAGAUCAUGCCGCAGGCCAUCUGCACGCGCUACGGGCUCAGCAUGGGGGCCAAGGCGGCGCCCAUAGUCCGGGUACUCCUCGUCCUCUUCUUCCCCGUCGCCUACCCGAUCAGCAAGUUGUUGGAUUGGCUCUUGGGAAAAGGCCAUGUUGCGCUUAUGAGGAGAGCUGAGCUAAAGACCUUGGUUGAUAUGCACGGCAAUGAGGCUGGCAAAGGUGGAGAGCUGACUCAUGAUGAAACUACUAUCAUUACAGGAGCUUUGGAGAUGACUCAGAAGACUGCAAAAGAUGCCAUGACUCCCAUAUCUGAAACAUUCUCACUUGACAUAAAUGCUAAGCUGGACCUGCAUACAGUGGGCAUGAUAAUGAGCAAAGGGCACAGUCGUAUUCCUAUAUACUCUGGAAGACCAAGCAAUAUUAUUGGUCUUAUAUUGGUAAAAAACUUGCUUACUUGCCGACCUGAGGAUGAAGUGCCAACUCGGCAUGUUACAAUCAGAAAAAUUCCAAGGGUGGCUGAUGAUCUUCCUCUGUAUGACAUUCUAAAUGAGUUUCAGAAAGGUCACAGCCACAUGGCUGUGGUUGUUAAACGUACUAAAGAAGCAGGAGCAUAUGCUGAAAAGAGUAAUGGUGUUCCAUCAGACUACAAAAUUAACCAUGUUCAUGCUGAUGAUCUGUCACCCUCAGACGUCAACAUACCUGGAAGCCGUAGAAAUAACACUGAAAAGUAUGGAGAUGGGCGCCCAUAUAGUAAAAAAAUUGAAAGGAAGCGGAACAAUAUUCUUGAUUUUAACACUGAUCCACUUCCUUGCUAUUCAAUGGAUGAGGAAGCAGUGGGAAUAAUUACGAUGGAAGAUGUCAUGGAAGAACUGCUACAGGAAGAUAUAUUGGAUGAAACAGACGAGUAUGUUGAUGUACAUAACAAGAUCAAAAUAAACAUGUUACCUCCAGGGAAACCAUUGUCACCUCUUAUGUCUCCUGGUCGUGGACCGCUAUCUCAAGGACUGAGAAAGACCCCUAUGGCUUCUCCACUAUCACCAUACCAUAAUGGUGGUUCCAUCUUACGUUCCCCUGUUCCAUACCAUGCUCAGUCACCUGGGACAUUACCAACAACACUGUCUCCUGGAAGGUCACCCUUGUCUCAAACUCCUGUGCAUGGUUCGCCUACGUCAAGCUGGGUAUCAAGGAAUUACGGCAGAAAAUCAUAGAAAUGGUGGUGAGAGCUAAAGCUAAGAGCAAAGGGCAACAAUUAUAGUUGUGGUGAGAGCUAGGGCUAAGAUCAAAUGAAGGCACCGCAAACGACGAUUGUAGAUCUUUAGCUCUCCUGUAAUGUUGGUCCUGAUUUAGUGCUUACUUGGCUGUACAUAUAUAUAUAUAUAUAUAUCACUUAGCAUCUGAACCGCAGUAUGGAUGAGCUCUCACUACCUGUUGUAGGUGCCUUUUUGCGAACUUGUAGCCCUUGGCCAUUGCAGAAGAAGAAACUGCAGAGAGAAUGAAAAUGAAAUGCAUUUUAUGUGUUGUGCAUC
Messenger RNA from Lolium rigidum, 1958 nucleotides. Its product is annotated as DUF21 domain-containing protein At2g14520-like. The transcript is spliced from 13 exons. Gene Ontology annotation, biological process: magnesium ion homeostasis. The coding region runs from base 102 to 1640 and encodes 512 amino acids. The record is from RefSeq and is a predicted model, not a curated record. NCBI's taxonomy places the organism in Eukaryota, Viridiplantae, Streptophyta, Magnoliopsida, Poales, Poaceae. Gene Ontology annotation, cellular component: intracellular membrane-bounded organelle.